AUGACGCGCAGAAUCUGCAUCAGCGCCGUGGACGGCAACACGGGCUUCGCCAUCGCCGAGCUCGUCCUCAAGCACCGCGACUUCUCGCGAAGAGUCGACUCGGUGGUCGGACUCGCCCUCGACGCCGAAUCCGAGCUCGCCACCGAGCUCCGGGACCUCGGGGCGACAAUCGUCCCUCACGUGCCCGGCCGCGUCGGGGACGUGGUCAAGGCCCUCGAGGACAGCGGCGCCGACACCGUCUGCGUGGUGCCGCCGGCUCGCGGGAACAAGCUCGACAUGUGCGCCGAGCUGGUCGAGGCGGCCGGCAAGGCUCGCGUGAGCAACGUGUGUCUCAUCAGCUCGGCGGGCUGCGACUACGCCGACCCCAAGCGCCAGCCGCGGCUUCGAGAAUUCAUCGACCUCGAGGCUCUGGUCCUCGCGGCAAAGGGGGACGCCGGCACGCCAACGGGAACAUCGCCCUGCGUCAUCAGGGCCGUAUUCUACGCCGAAAACUUGCUCCUCCACGGCCCCCAGGCCAAGCAGGGAAUUCUUCCCCUGCCGAUUGGGGAGAGCCACAAGUUUGCUCCCGUGGCGUUGGGCGACGUUGCCCACAUCGCGGCCCGUGUUCUCACCGGCAAAGGAAAACAUGGCUUCGAUGACAGACACAGGGGCCAGAUGAUGGUAGUCACGGGACCAAAACUCUGCGCGGGCAACGAGCUUGCUACAGCAGCGAGCAACGCGCUGGGGACGGAGAUGAAAUUCGAGGACAUUUCUGCGGCCGAGGCAAAGACUCUUCUCAAGUCGCAGUCCGAGAGCGACGCGUCGGAACAGCAAUAUCUCCUCGAGUACUACAGUCUGGUGCGUGAAGGCAAGACCAACUAUAUUGCGACCACUGCGUUUCACGACGUCACUGGCGAGCAUCCGACGGAGCCCGAUGAGUUCUUUCGCCUAUAUCAGAGUGACAUGCGUCCGAACAAGAAAGCCAAGCAUCGCCGCAAGUAG
Messenger RNA from Metarhizium album ARSEF 1941, 981 nucleotides. Its product is annotated as NAD(P)-binding domain protein. The record is from RefSeq and is a predicted model, not a curated record. Lineage: Eukaryota; Fungi; Ascomycota; Sordariomycetes; Hypocreales; Clavicipitaceae. The transcript has 5 exons. Bases 1 to 981 code for a protein of 326 amino acids.